This is a messenger RNA of Thamnophis sirtalis, 1860 nucleotides long. Lineage: Eukaryota; Metazoa; Chordata; Lepidosauria; Squamata; Natricidae. The record is from RefSeq and is a predicted model, not a curated record.
GUGUCGGAAAGAUGUGACUAUGUAUUUGUCAACGGGAAGGAAAUGAAAGGCAAAGUGAACGCAGUGGUCCAUUUUACAUACCAACAUCUGAACAGCCCCUUGGAACUGACUGUGUGGGUUCCCCGCCUCCCACUCCAGAUUGAAGUCUCUGACACGGAGUUAAAUCAGAUCAAGGGCUGGAGGAUCCCCAUUGUUUCUAACAAGAGGCCAGUUAGAGACAGCGACGAUGAAGAGGAGGAUGAGAGGAAGGGGAGAGGUUGCACUCUCCAGUACCAACAUGCCACAGUGCGGGUCCUUACCCAGUUUGUAGCUGAGCCCUUGGACUCUAGUGGUCAAACUACCUACCUGCUGGGCUCCGACUGGCAAGUGGACAUCACCGACCUGGUAAAAAAUUUCAUGCAAGUGGAAGAGCCAAGGAUCGCCAAGCUGCAAGACGGACAGGUGCUAAUGGGGCAGGAGUUAGGAAUGACUACAUUACAGAUCCUGUCCCCACUUUCCGAUGCCAUCUUGGCGGAGAAGACGGUGACAGUCCUGGAUGAGAAGGUGACCAUCACUGACUUGGGCGUCCAGCUGGUAUCGGGCCUCUCACUCUCCUUACAGCUGAGCUCCGGGAGCAAUAGAGCCAUCUUCGCUACGGCAAUCGCCCACGAAGUGCUUCAAGCGGAAAAGCAGGAAGCCGUGAUGAGUUGCUGGAUCCAGUUCAGUGACGGAGCAGUUAUGCCCUUAGAUAUAUACGACGCUAAGGACUUUUCUUUGGUGGCCACAUCUCUGGAUGAGAAGGUGGUGUCCAUCCACCAGAGUCCCAAGUUUAAAUGGCCUUUCCUCGUGGCCGAGUCUGAAGGACAGGGUCUGUUGGUGAAAGUCGAGCUGGUGAUCAGCGAAUCGUGCCAGAAGUCGAAAAGGAAGAGCGUUCUGGCGGUGGGUACCGGGAACAUCAAGGUCAAGUUUGGCCAGAAUGACACCAUCCCCAACCCAAGUGACAAUAAGCAUGGCAGAGACGGGGUCCAUCUGGAGAACCGGACCGCUGAUCGCCGUCAGAAGACAAGCCUGCAAGAGAGAUCUCGUCCUGAGGGACCUUACUACAGCUCCUCUAUGGGACAUGAAGAAACCAGGACAACUAGCACUCAGAAGUCCGUCUUGAGUAAGAAAGAAGAUCGCGAGAGUCUCUUAGAUGAUGACGGUCAUAUGCAAAAUCUCCCGAUAGACUUCACCAGUUUUCCAGCUCAGGUAGACCUGCCCAGAAGCAAUGGGGAUUUGGAAGAAGAUGAUCCCGAUGAGACACCCAGGGGCUUAAGUGACUUGGAAAUUGGGAUGUAUGCUUUGCUGGGUGUCUUUUGCUUGGCCAUCUUGGUGUUCCUCAUUAACUGUGUCACCUUUGCCUUGAAAUACAGGCAUAAGCAGGCUCCGUUUGAAGAGCAAGAAGGCCUGAGGCAUUCUCACGACUGGGUGGGACUGAGUAAUAGAACUGAACUUCUGGAGAAUCACCUCAAUUUCUCCACCCAACAAGAGGAAUGCAUUACGGCCAUUGACCGGAGCAUGGAUCUAGAAGAAAGCAAAUAUCUCCUCAGUGCCAACCCUCAGAAGAACCUCAAUGGCCAAGUCUUCCGAUCUUCCACAGAUUCUGCUACCACCCCAGAAAGGAAGGAGCAGAAGAGCGAACAAACCACCUCGCCCACCUCCAAACGGAAACGAGUCCAAUUUACCACCUUCACCACCAUCUCUUCUGAUGGUGGCUACCCAACGGUCAACUCCAUUUUGAACAGCAGUGAGGACGAUAUCAAAUGGGUUUGUCAAGACAUGGACUUGGGGGGAUGUAAAGAACUAAGGAACUACAUGGAACAGCUCCAUGAAAAAGUGUAA